AUGGCUGCAGGCUACGACAGAAUCGCGGCCUUUCUGGCCUCAGACCCACCGUUGACGUUUGUCCGUCGGUUCGCGAGACUGAACCUCAAAAAUAUACUCUACUAUCAAGCUGAACUGGGAGACCUCGAAGCAGACCUCGAAGAUAUUAUCAGCCUGGAUAGGGACAGGGCCUCUCGUGAUGGCGGAAAUGAAAAACACUAUCCGUUUUCUAUCGGGCAUCUCAAGGGUUCCCUGGGGGAUUCGGAGAACGUUUCCAUGCAAUGGGAGAAGUUUUUGGAGAUUCGCAGGCUGCUCAAAGAAUACAACGAAGCCCUGAUCCAGCAAUCCCAGUUGAUGCGACUCCGCAGCCCCGACGAAGCAGAACUCGCGGGGUUUCGCGAGUGGCUCAGGUGCCUGGAAGGCGGACCAAGUAGGACACACCAAUGGAACGACGAAAACGACCUCGUUGCCAUCCUCGCAAGACAAGACGGAGCAGACCACUUUACGCGCUGGAUCUAUCGUAAAGCAUUACCCUGGUUCCACGAGCGCUGGGGGUACCGGCUCAAGAAAACCACCGACCCGGAGUUAGGGGCUUCUUUCUACAGCGAUGAAUCAAUCAAAUCUUUCACCAAUGCACUCAGCAUUUUCAUUUCGGGGCUCCUGCCUGCAUCGUCUAUCCUUGUUCUGUUCUUUGUGAAGAGUGUUCCCUUGCGUCUUGCGAUCAUAUUUAUAUACAAUAUCACGUUUGCCAUGGUCCUCGGCUUCAUGGUUAAGGCUAGGCGCUCUGAGAUGUUUGCUGCCUCUACAGCGUUCGCGGCUGUGCAGGUCGCGCUCAUUACCAGCUCGGACGGGAGAUCUUGCUAGAGGUUUUGUCACUGGUAUGUCGAGUUACGCGGGGUUCUACUGGGGACAGCCUGUUUCAGCAGAGACGGUACCCCCACUCGUUGCAUUUGAGUCACCUGCGGAACGAGUAUCGGUUCGCGGAAGUGGCUUGAUAUCUUAGACGAGUAAUCUUUCGGCCGUUAUCAAUGAAUGCGAAUACGGAUCCUGUCGAACACGGGUCAUAAUUCAAGCAUAGCAUACUUCAAGUCAUCCAGUCCAUACUGGGACAUGUUUUACAGGCCCAUGUCGACAUAUUCCGAGUAUCUCUGGAAGAGCUCAGCAAGAUGAACGCGCGAAACAAUCCGAGGGUUACUAGCAGGUCGCGCAACCAACCAUCCAGCAUUUUUCACCAUCCAGGAUUCGUGAACCCGCGAGCGAGACC
This is a messenger RNA of Aspergillus campestris IBT 28561, 1243 nucleotides long. RefSeq lists its product as uncharacterized. Bases 1 to 843 code for a protein of 280 amino acids. The record is from RefSeq and is a predicted model, not a curated record. Lineage: Eukaryota; Fungi; Ascomycota; Eurotiomycetes; Eurotiales; Aspergillaceae. The transcript has 4 exons.